AUGCCCCCCUCUGUUGGCUUCUUUGCAGUCUGGAUAUUUCUCCUGUUUAUCGAGGAGGGAUUUGCUUUGGCACAAAAGAUUAAAGAUGGAAGCGCAGCGUCAAAAGGAGUCAAACCUUCUCCACAACCUCCACGCUCUCGUCACUGUGGAAACUGGGUACGAAACGCAGAAGGCGGCACCUUCAGCUCCCCGAACUACCCGAAAACGUACCCUCCCAACAAGGAGUGCCUCUACGUGCUGGAAGCCCUGCCUCGCCAGAGGAUAGAGCUGCUUUUCAGCGAGGCCUUCCACAUCGAGGCGUCGUUCGAGUGCCGUUUCGACCACAUCGAGGUGCGGGACGGCCCCUUCAGCUUCUCCCCGCUCAUCAAUCGCUUCUGCGGCACGGCCAGCCCCGGACUCGUCCUCUCCAGCGGACGCUUCAUGUGGAUCCGCUUCUUCAGCGACGAGGAGCUGGAGGGAACCGGCUUCCAGGUCCAGUACAACUUCACUGCAGACCCUGAGUUCCAUCUGCAUGUGGGAGGACUUCUAAACCCCAUCCCAGACUGUCAGUUUGAGCUGUCAGGGGCUGACGGGAUGAUUCGCUCCAGUCAGGUGGAGGAGGAGUACAAAGUGAAGCCGGACCAGGCGGUGGACUGCAUCUGGACCAUACGAGCACCAACAAAGAACAGGAUUUACCUGCGAUUCUUGGAAUACCAGAUGGAAAACUCAAAUGAAUGUAAGAAGAACUUUGUGGCUGUUUAUGAUGGCAGUAAUGCCAUUGAGGACCUAAAGGCCAAGUUUUGUAGUACAGUAGCUAAUGACAUUAUGCUGGACACUGGUGUGGCAGUAGUGAGGAUGUGGGCUGACGAGACGAGCCGUCUCAGCCGUUUCCGGAUGCUCUUCACCUCUUUCGCUGACCCUCCCUGUUCAGGCAGUGCGUUCUUUUGCCACAGUAACAUGUGCAUCAACACCUCUCUAGUGUGCAACGGCAUACAAAACUGUGUCUUUCCUUGGGAUGAAAGCAACUGCAAAGAGAAAAAGAGCAAAGGUGUUUUUCAGCAGAUCACAAAGACUCACGGGACAAUAAUCUGUGUGUCGACGGGAGUGGUGCUGUUGCUCCUCAUUGUCUCCAUUCUGGUGCAAGUCAAACAGCCGCGGAAAAAGGUGCUGGUACGUAAAAACAAUCUGUUCCCCCGCGCCGACUUUCAGGAGGUGUUUGACCCGCCGCACUAUGAGCUGUUUACGCUCAGAGAUAAGGAGAUGUCUGGGGACCUUGGGGAGCUAUCAGAAGAACUCCAGUCCCUACAGGCCCUCCGGAGAUCUUCAUCAGGAUCACGCUGCAUUCACGAACACCACUGUGGCUCUCAGGCCUCCAUCAACUCCAUCAAAGGCAGCCAAGGUGCACAUGGCUUGGGCAGGGGAUCCAUGGAGCUUCCUCCUUUCAGAGGGGACUUCCAGAGCGCCUUACCUCCCUUCAGAGACUUGAACAGCAGUCUGCGAAAGAAGAGCUGGCCCAGUAUGAAACCGGGCCGAAUGCAGAGCCAUCACGGUAUCGGGGAGAGAUCGCUGGGGCGGCAGGAUAGAGUUAUGGAAGAGGACGAAGACGAGGAGGAGGACGGGAGGUACGAUGUGUAUGUGCGUAGAGCGGGAAACCGAAGAGGCAACUACGAAAUGGCUCAGCAAAGAUCCUUGUCCAUGGAUUUUUAAAACAAGAAAAGGCGAGACGUCACGGUAAAUACUGCAGCAAGUUUUUGUGCAGAGCUGUGUAAAAAAAUGAAAGGAGAUCACUUUCACUCGACACUUUUUUUUUUUUCUCCAUUUGUCUCAGUGAGUUUGGAAAACGCAGAGUCUGUCAAAGAGCAGCGCUCCGGUAACUGUAAGGAACUCAAGAUACUCAAGCUUUGCCAAAAUCUGCUCGGACUCUGAACCAGCCAGCAGGGGAGUUCGUUAUUUGUGAUAAACGUGUAAAAGUGAAGACAGAUGCCGUGUUUUGUUUCUUGUUAUUGAUGUAUUUCGUUAAAUACAUUUUACUGUCAAGGAUUUUUUUUUUGUUGAUGUGUGUUUUGAAGAGAACAAAAAGAUGUUUCAAGAGGAAGUGUGAUGACAUUUUAACCCGUCAAUGCAAAGAUUACCUCUCAGUUUUUGUUUGAUUCAUUAUUACAUGUAUGAAAAUAAACCGCUAAUUUCUUCAACCAUUGGUUAA
Molecule: messenger RNA, 2182 nt
Organism: Stegastes partitus (bicolor damselfish)
Lineage: Eukaryota; Metazoa; Chordata; Actinopteri; Pomacentridae
Gene: neto2b
Product: neuropilin (NRP) and tolloid (TLL)-like 2b
Exons: 11
Coding region: 1-1686 (561 amino acids)
Cellular component (GO): postsynaptic density
Molecular function (GO): ionotropic glutamate receptor binding
Source: RefSeq, a predicted model, not a curated record